Molecule: messenger RNA, 1621 nt
Organism: Trichoderma harzianum CBS 226.95
Lineage: Eukaryota; Fungi; Ascomycota; Sordariomycetes; Hypocreales; Hypocreaceae
Exons: 4
Coding region: 260-1123 (287 amino acids)
Source: RefSeq, a predicted model, not a curated record
CAAUGUCAAGGCAACUGGUUGCCUAGUAAACGAGGCAAUCAAUUCUGCAGAGUGUAAAGUUCCAAGAGUAUGUUGAAGCCGCUCUCUAGUCGAUUUGUAACAGUGUAACAAACUUCUAUGCUCGUAUUUCCACCAUAUUUCUAGCGGCGAAAGCCUCCUAUCAUAUUCCAGGAAUCCCCCCUCGGACAAACUGCAAUGGCAACGGUCAAUUCUCAGAUUUCCGCCUCGCAUCCAUCUGCUACCGACACUAAGAAUCCGUAUGAAGCCCAAUCAUAUUUCCACGUUCCGUAACGAGCCGCCGCGCGGGCGUCGACGUCCUCGGAAUUCACGACCUGGCCGGCGGCUAGACUUAAGCCAACCAAAACCUUUUCGCAAGCCUAGAAAACCAAAUGACGAUGUUGUUUAUCCCCCUCCACCGAAUCUUUCGGGUUACCAAACUUCUGCCCGAGAAUUACCUGCACAUAUCGUCAGCCGACGCACGCGCGGUGGAAAUCACAAUCGCUUGUCAUCUAUCAUGGAAGAUCAAAGCUCAUGCCCUCUCCAAGAAGACAAUGAGCGUGAGAACCCCAAACGGCAUCCGCAUGUCCUUCCUGAUGAGUGGGAACACAAAAUUCACUCCAAAGAGCCACCUCAAGAGCCAAACAUUCGAGAUCACCUAGCACCCAGGAUUAUACCUUAUAGCAACGAGCAAGUUCAUCGUCCCUUACUUCAAACAAAUACCUUACCAAUAUCACAACCGAUGUCUCGUGAUCCAUCUACGUCAACACAUGACACAGUGGAACAGAACACGGACGAAGCGGAAGUACCAAAACUAGAGACGGUAUCGAAAGUCUCCGAAAUAAAACCCCAGGUGGUCGAACCUGUGUCGGACAUGUGCGGAGGUCGUAUCGUGGUCGGUAUCCAAGGGGGACCAAACGGAGAGCUACCGGUUCCUCAACAGUCCAAAUAUCGCCUUGUAAGACUACUGAGCCAGGUUAUUCCGAAGACAAGACCCCCAACACAUAAUACGAAAUUAAAUGAGGCUUCCGGAGGCGCACCUAUUUCUUGGGCAUCCGAGCCCAUUGGGGGCCCAUGGAUAGAUCAGGAACACCAAAUGUUCCUAAAUUUCGAGAUGUGGCCAUAGCUUAAGGAUCAUUUUCAUCUAUAUUGUUACUCAGUUUGGAAAUAUUAUGCAAAUAGUUCAUUAAGCCGUAUAUGGGUGGAUGAAGUAAAAUGAGGUGCAUUCGUAUUCAUUAUGAAAAAAGGCGACUCAUCAUAGUGAAAUUCUCGUCCGUCUUGUUGAACAUACCAACAAGCGUAAAUUAGUUCAAAAGUCUCAGAACAGUCAAUAUUGGAUAUGAUAAAGAAAACAAGAGAGAAAGGUGCAAAUAAUUGCUAUAUCGUACCAAACGAGCAACCUUCGCUUUGGCAAAUGCUCGUGGUAUGUGCCGCUCUUUGGACUACCUCUCUUGAAGCGUUGUGUAAUUCCAACUACCAAGAUUCGGCUCGCUGAGCCCAUUCAACUUUCAGUCGAACGGCGCAGCUGUGUUUAGGGCAUGCGGAAGUUGCACCAGCGCAUGCCGAAACACUAGAAGAUGGAAGCGAUACGGAGAUCGUAUUGAGUACCCAAGGCGAUUGCGAU